GCUGUCACUCAACAAACUACAUCUCCCAUCAUCCUGCGCGUCGCGGGCUCGCUGUGUCCCUUGUUGGAUUAUUUUUGUCGCUGCCGGAUUCUUGAGCUCUGGUUCGGUUCUGAGUGGGAUUGCGGGGCGACGUGAGGAGCUCGAACCUGGACAGAGCCGGGCAGGUGCCGUGAGGAGGUGAAGCUUCGCCCCUCUGCUCUGCCGCCUCCUCUUCUUCAUCCUCUUCAUCCUGGCACCGUAAAUGUUAUUUAUGAAUGCCUGCCGCUCACGGGCGUGUGCGCGCAGGCUCUCCAUCACUACGCUGUUAUAAUUAGAAGACAUCGGACAGAAAUUCCGGCCGAUGUGCGGGUCUAUCCCGCAGCUGCGGUGUCCGCUGUGUGCGGUUGAACCCGCGCUUCGGUUCUUUGUGAUCGGCUCGGUUCUGUGAGCGGCGGCGGGUGGAGUUCUGCUCUUUGAUAACACUGGGUCAAUACACCGAGAGACGCCGCAACCCGGGAAAGCCUCACCUCAACACCCGACAAGGUGUGUUGCCAGAACAACAACUAACCAAUGAUGUCCUUGUGAAAGUGGGCGGGGCUACGUGGCCCUGAGGCAGUAAGGAGGAGGAGUCUCAGCCCUUAGCCCCUCCCUAACCCUAACUUGUCCCACUGACACUCAGACAGCCUCAGCACCCCUGUCCCUCCUUUUCCCCCUUUCCCUCCCCAUCCUUUCUACCCCCCAUCCCCACCUGUCCCCUUGUUCCUUCCCCCAUCACCCCCCUCCUCCUCUGCCACCAUGCUGUGGUUGUACUGUUGGUGGAGAGUCUGAGGAAGCAGACUCUGGAAGGUGACGCCGCUCAGCCGAGGGACAUUUCCCUGUCCCUGCUGGACCCGAAAACUCUUGCAGAGUGCUGGCCCCCAGAUGGCUUGAUGCCUGAGAGCAGUUACUGGCAGCUCUGCCCUCCCUCCAAGUCCAGCGUGCAGGGGGGGUUACUGAGCUCUAGUUUCCCCCCUGGCCCUGUCCCCCUUGUGCCCCCAGAUGCUCACUUGCAGGAUGGGGGCGACCUCCUGGAUGGGGGUCCCUCUCAGCAGCAGCCACUGGUGCCCAGCACCUCCGCAUCUGAGCUUUCUGUCCCUGGACUUUCAACCGACCCCUCAGGGCCUGGACCCCCUCCGCCUCCUCCCCCACCCUCGAAGCGGCACUGCCGUUCGCUGUCGGUGCCCGAGGACCUGUCUCGCUGCCGCUAUACGUGGCGGCCCAGCGCCUCGCGGGUCUGGACCCCCGUCAGUCGCCAGCAGUGCCAUGGAGGAGCUGUGGGAGGGGCCACAGGUGCUGGAGUGGCACUGGCAGGAGGGGGUAUAGCGGUGGGGGUGGCAGGGGGAGGAGCCUGUCCUCUCCGUGCCCCCAGCUCCUCUCUGAACUCGUCCCUGCACUCGUCGUCCAGCCCCACCUUCUUCAGCCUGGCGCUGUCUCCGGACUCCCCCCUGCCCUGGAGCUUUCCCUGGGACCCCAGUGAGGCAGCAGCAGGGGGAGGAGCCUGCUGCUGCUUCUUCCCCUCCCCCUCCUCCUGCUCGUCUUCUCCCUCCCCACUGCAUCCGCCUCCCCCUCCUCAGCGACGUUUCUCCCUCUCCCCUGUGCUCAUCAGAGACUCAGCAGCCUCCACUUUCCUCCCCCCACCACCAGUGCCGAGCCAAUCAUCGGCACCCCCGCCAGGCAGCGGCGCUGCUGCUGCCGGCCCUCCUGGGGGGGCGGUUCCCGCCUCACCGUCUUCAGCCUGCAGCACCCCGUCCUCUCUGCGGCGCAGCCUCCCCCCCCAGCUGCCCCGCUGUCAUUCGCAGCCAUGUGACCUGCUGCUGUUCAAACCGGGUCUGAAGAGGCGCCGUGACCCCGACCGGCCCUGCGCCCGCCCCGUUCUCGACUUUGUCAAGAUGACACAGACCCGCAGCAUGGACCCGCAGUGCCUGGAGCGCGCCGGCGGCAGGCUGGUCUGUGGCAGCGACAUUUGCAUGGGCUUGGAGCCAUUCAUGGGCGACUUCCGGGGCUCCUGCUCACCGGCCGAGUGCCUGGGCAGGACGAGCAUCGGGCCGCUGAGCGAGAGCGAUGAGGAGUGCCAUGAGGAAGAUGAAGAGGAGGAGGCAGAUGAACGGGAGGCAGCGCAGCAGGCGGUUUUUGAGCGGGAUUGUACAGAAUUGGACUUGAACUUAAUAGAAGAAAACUGACUUGUCUGUAAAUGAAAGCUACUUGGUUUCUUUUUUCUAACUGAGUCUUUUUUUUUUCUUAAGAUUUGACUCCGCCCCUUCCUCCUAACACCCCCUAAUCAUAACCUGGCACCUCCCUGCCUCCAAUCAGCAACACUCUCAGGAACAACACCUUCUCUCAUUGGUCGAGCUUAUUGACGACGGCGAUGAUGCGGCUGCAGCCCCCGCGGCUCUCGCUGCCGCCGGUUACCUCCACUCAAGAGGCGGGGCCGGCGUCCAGACAGGCAUCUUCCAACAGGCAGCUGCAGAGUCGCUGCAACCACCUGACAGGGGAUAACGGCGUGUACGCCGCGGCAGUGCGACCUGAACCACAUCACUGCAGAACCCUUGGACUCCAGGCGAGUUCCAUCUGCAGCGCUGAACUAAAAAACGAAGCAGAUGGUGAUGCGUUCAGGUUCCUGCUGGUCCGCGGCGCCGCCUGUCGGUCUCCCCUCAGGGCGAGCUGCCGCUGAUGCCGUCGUCCUCCUGAGUGUUCACUGAAAACAUAACCAACACCGUCUGUGCACGUGCACUGUUGGCUCUGACAUCACACUUUGUGAUCAUGUGACCUGUCCAGACUGAAUCCAGGCAGACAGCCCACCCCCACCCCCCAAAAGCAGCAAGUUGUCCUCAAACGUCGUCCUUCUGCUUGCUGGCCAACUGAUCAUGUGACCUACAGGGUUUUGUGAUACAACCUCUGCCCAAAAUGAAGACGAUCAUCAAACUCUGAUAAACAUGAUCCCACCUGAACCACAUGAACCCUGCAGUCGAAGCUAAAGUCAUUUAGGUCAGAAUUUACUUAAGUUUCCUGGGUUUCUGCUGAUUAACAGAGUACCAGCACAAAGGCACACAGAUGUUCCAGCUCUGAAAGAACCGAACAUCAGCUGGAGUGAAUUUGCACAGAUAAAUAGGGUUACUGUAUUUCAGCAGCACUUUGGGAGGAGAUCUGUGGAUUUUGUUAAAUGAUGUGGACGAAAAUCUACUUUUAGGAGAGUUUCAUGUGUGAUUUUAGUAACAAAUCCCGUUUGAGAGACGCUGACUCUUCCCACUGGUGGUGCUGAAGCCUUGAUGUUUGGUUUUGAAGUUAUUCCAGGUGUCCGUGUGUGUUUUAGGUAAGCGUGCAGUAACGUUAACAUUGAUGUUUUAUAAAUAGAGCAGGGUAUCAUUAGCAUAGAAACAUUUCCUGUUCAUUUAACUUUAAUGUGUAGAGAGUGAGCAGAACUAAACCAAGGCAAGAGGAAAACCUUUCCAUGCAAAAAAUAAGACUUGAAUCACCAGAUAACCACUGGGGGGCGUAAUACUCAGUAAAGUUCAAACGUAUUCAUUUGAAUGUAAAAUUGUCCAACUACUGUCUUAGAGACAUGCAGUCCGGUUCCAAAGCUGCCUUUUGUUCACAUUCGUUAGGUUUAGUAUCCAACAGUUCUGAAAUGUAAUUUUCCAAAGAUCGCAUGUAUAUUAAAGAUAAAAGUUUCACACAACGUGCAGGCGGGGUGGGUCCCAUUAACUGAUAGCCUCUCCUUCCAUGUGGAUGAUGUCACAUCCUGUCAAUAUGACAACCUUCCCAAUAUAAAUAGCUUGGUUCAAAAGUCCAAAAUACAAAACUUAGCGAAACACACGACAGCUUGGAGGAAAAACAAAGUAGGUAGAAAAUAAUGAAACGUUCAAAAAGCAGAAAAACAUUUUAGCACACAGAUAUCUCUAUAGUUUCCUCCUGACAAGCCGCGACAGAAAACUUCACUUCUUCUUAACUGAGUGGAAGCAGAAGGCUGCUUUGGAGCUCCAGGGGCUCCAAGGUUUUCCACAUCCCUAGACACUGAUAUGUCUGAUCUGGAUUCAGUCUCGGCUUGAUUGCUCGUGUAAAAACAGCUGUCCAUCCGUCCUUCCUUUGCUUUUUUUUCUUCCAAAAAUGAAAGGUCUGAAGGUGUUUCCCCAAACCUCCACCCAAAGGCGUCUUUGAGGAUUCAGGCUGACGUCUUCAGCCCAUCGGUUCAAACAGGUCGAUGUUUGGUGACGGCCGCUGUUGAGACGCUUUUUUCCCUAUUCCCAUUAAAGGACGUAGGAGUCCUUCAAAUGCGGAAAACCAUCAAAAUUAUGAGAAAAGACAAUCAAGUCACCAUCUUUAAAGAGUAAAUGUUGAGUUGAUCAUCUCAGAGGGAGGCACACAGGUUCCAGCUCCGCUGAUUCUCUGCAUUUCACUGCGGCUGUUUUACUGUUAGACUUUCCCGCCUUGGAUUUUUCCGCCGAUCAAGACCUGAAACCAGCGGACUGCGUGUGUUCAACCAUCCGGUCCCACAAGACAGAAGAAGAACCGCUUCAUGUAUGGACAAAACCAAAUCUGGUCACCCAACGUCAAAAUGGUAAAAGUAGACGAGGAAGGUUUCUGAUGAAAGCCGAAACCAGUUUGCACUUCCUGAGUCUGAACAUCAUCAAUGUCUCAUGAGUUUACAUUUAACAGAACGUUAUUUUGCAGACUGUUUUUGUACAAUUAAAAGCUACAGUUUCAUCAGUGUCACA
This is a messenger RNA of Oryzias latipes (Japanese medaka), 4730 nucleotides long. RefSeq names its product family with sequence similarity 53 member C (gene fam53c). The record is from RefSeq and is a predicted model, not a curated record. Gene Ontology annotation, cellular component: nucleus. NCBI's taxonomy places the organism in Eukaryota, Metazoa, Chordata, Actinopteri, Beloniformes, Adrianichthyidae. Gene Ontology annotation, biological process: protein import into nucleus.